AGAUCUACGCAGGCAAAAUGUAGAUAACUGUAACUGAAACAGGUCUUUACGUCUGUGGGUACAUUCCUAUAUGUUUCAAAAUGUACGGGUCAAUUUAUCAAUUUACAAGAAACUCAAAGAAUGGACCUUAGCUGCAGUGAUAAGCUAUAUUCACGAAUUUUAAAAAGAUGAAAAUGAAUCUAAAGUCCUACGAUUGUUAUUUCACAAAAAGAUUUAAAAAAUUUGAAAUUUUCGUCAAAAUUUUACAAAGAUUCCCGCUGAGAAAUCCUUAAAUGCUGGUUUAGAAUAACGUCUAUGCCAGUUUCGCUCGGUCAGUCUGUGACUACUUCUCCCUCUGCAAAAUCUGCAUCAAUUCUUAACCAGCAACAUCCCGGAAUAGCAACGGACUUCAUCACUAUGGCAACCGCUGCAUCCGGAGAACUGAACGGUUUCCACCAUCUGCAUCAUCACCACCAUCCAUCGGAGCAAUAUUACAGACACGAGCACUAUCACCAUCACUUCCACCACCCCAACUUUGACGGUUACCCCAACUACAACGAUAGAGAUACCCCUAUCGCUGGAGAAAUGCAGAAAAACAACCUGCAUAAUUUCGCAUCGAAAUCAAUGGGCUUGGAAGGUGAAAAAUUGGAUGAAAAUUGCAACAAGUCUCCUAACUAUCUUCCGCCUAUCGGAGACGCUCUUCUCCGUCGUGACAAUCGUUCCGAUGCCUCGAAGAACAAUGCAAAGGAAGAAGAUGAUAGCGGGUGCUCAAAAUUCGUGAUGCAAGAGACCGACAACUCUCUCACAGAGCUCCAGAAGUCCUCCGCGGUCAGCGAGCACGAGAAAAAAGAAGAAGUCCAAUUGAAAACUAACGAUGCGCCGGAAGAUUUUUCAGUGAAGACUGAGCAAUCAGAGUUGUAUCAAUUCCACGCGAGGAACUUCUCAAUCUUUACUCCAUCAUCCCAAAGAGGUACUCCGGAUGAAGGAAUGAAUCUUAUCCCCGUUGAGACCACGGACCACACAUCAAUAGAUUCUUACUUCAGAUCCGAUGCAACCAAUGCCAACCCUAACAGCAACCCAAUAGACAGCGUCCCUUCUAGCGUCGACGGGCCAAGUUACGCUACUCUCACACCCCUACAACCUCUGCCAUCCAUAUCAUCAGUUUCCGACAAAUACAUGCCCACCAAUGAAACCAGCUACGCAACUCUUACCAACCAAGAGCUUACCGAUUGCAGCAGCUACUCAAAAAUGGGCGGAAUGGGGCACAGUUUACCUCCGCUUUCAAACAGAAUGAUCUUGAACGGUCUUGCAGCUCAAACUCGUGGAGGAAUGCAAUCUCAAGCUGCUAUAGAUGCGGUUAACCAAGCGGCAGCUGCAGCAGUUGGGCUUUCACAUUACAACAAACCAGUGUUGUCAUCUAAUAUAAUACCACCACCACCUCCGGUUUCAAACCCCUACGAUCCCCAUGUUUUCGGGAGGAUUGAUCAAUGCAAUGAUAUGGGUGCUGGCUUUCCUGGCGGGCAUAUGUUUCCGCAUAGAAGUACUGGGUUUGUAUCACAAUAUGGGCUCCAAGACCUAUCUUCAUCACUCCAAGUCAGCGCGCCUUCUGAGCGAAGAAGACCGACUCACGAAGAUAUUCCCGCCGACAAUGGAAAGCGCCAUUCCGGCAGCGAUCGCCUCGGAGGGUCGGGCCUCCAACCGCAUUCAUCUAACUCCGCUAGCUCUUCCCGCACUCAACAGAUCGAAGAAGUCAACACGAAAGAGGUUGCUUCGAAAAUCACCCAAGAACUUAAACGUUAUAGCAUCCCGCAAGCAAUUUUUGCACAAAGGGUGCUUUGUAGAAGCCAAGGCACACUUUCGGAUCUUCUACGCAAUCCUAAACCGUGGUCAAAACUGAAGAGUGGACGCGAGACCUUCCGAAGGAUGUGGAAAUGGCUUCAGGAACCAGAAUUUCAACGUAUGUCAUCUCUAAGGCUUGCCGGAAGAGAAGAGGCAAGCGGCAAAAUAGCUUGCAAACGAAAAGAGGACGAAAAAUCUUACGAGAACUCGGUCAAUUCUCCGAAGAAACCUCGCUUAGUUUUCACAGAUCUGCAGCGUAGAACUUUACACGCUAUUUUCAAAGAAAGCAAACGCCCUUCUAAAGAAAUGCAGAUACAAAUCUCUCAACAGUUGGGUUUAGAAGUCACAACUGUGAGCAAUUUCUUUAUGAACGCUCGAAGAAGAAGUUUAGAUAAAUGGCAGGACGACGAAUCAGGGUAUAACAGCAAGGAAAACUCACGUUCUAACAACCCAUCAAGCGAUCACCAUCUAAGUGCGUCGCCUAACCACCAACAACAGCAGCAGCAACAACAACAACAACAGCAACAACAGCAGCAACAAGCGUAUCAACAGCAUACACAAGACAGUCGUUUAAGUUAUGCGCCAGGAGAGUCUCUUCUUUCCCCGCUCUGUGGCUCCCCUAGCGGCCAUUUGCACUUCCCACCCCCUCACCAUUUGCACCACCAUAACUUGCACCAGCAGCAGCAAAACACAAUGUUAUCAGCGUCACACCUAACCUCGUCCGGUCUAGUACACCCGUACCAGUCACAGCACCAGCUUCUAGGCUCUGACGUCACGGGGUUGGUGAAUCCCCGUUAGUAGGAAUGACUAAUCUAACCCUUGAUGAGCUUUUAGAAGAACUAACGACAAAAUGAACGAAUGCAAAACAAAUUUCUGAUUUUAAAGACUUAGUUCUCAAAACUAGCCCAGUACUGCACACUUGCCACUGUGAUCUUGGGCCACAGUUUGUCAGCUGAAAUGUCAUCCAUUUUCGUGCCCGUAUUUACCGCCCUGUUAAUUCCACCAAAGAUUGAAUAUGUAUGAUCUCUGUGUCGUGCCGUAUUUGUUGUUCCGUGCUGUUCUUGUUAUUUAUUUCCCACUUAUUUCUUCAAACUGUAUUUUCUCGCCUCAGUCAAGUUCCUAUGCUGAUCUAAACAACUAUAGUGACGCACAAAAGGACCAAUAUUUUGUAACAAAUCUUAUUGUAACGUCACCGAGCUAUUUAUGACUGACAAUCGACGAUAAACGCAGCUACCUCAAAAUAGAAUUCAGCUGCCUCUGCCCUUUAUAAAAAGAACGACUUUACAGAGCGCAAAAAACAUCGGAGGCAAUUAUGAAUUAGAGAAAUUAUAGCAUUAACUUUUAACAGUGCAAUUUCUACAAUCACUGCUAAACACUGUCUGGUAUAAAACACUCUUCUGUAUAUAACAUUGUGCUUUUGGACCUUAGGUGUUCUAUUUAUGUACUUACUUAAUAUACUGUGAUAUCACAUCAAAUGUAGCAACUACAAUUGCACCAAAGACAUCAAAAAACAUAUAGGACCAUUACAACUGCAAUUCAAAUACACCUUGUACAAGUCACUUAUUCGCAGCGAAAUUUUUCGUGGUUUUGUCAAUAAAUUACCAGGAAAA
This is a messenger RNA of Ciona intestinalis (vase tunicate), 3428 nucleotides long. Lineage: Eukaryota; Metazoa; Chordata; Ascidiacea; Phlebobranchia; Cionidae. The record is from RefSeq and is a predicted model, not a curated record.